AUGGCUGCCGAUGUCCAGCCAAUUGCUCAGGUCAAGUUGCCUGCUCGACCUUCUUCUCUGACGCCGGAGCAGACGUACUGGCGAUCCUUCAAAUCUCCUCUGAACAUUCCCUCGCCGACAAAGCAUGCAAUUACACAUAUUUCGCAGCCACAGCCCGUUAGUGUUGGCCAGAAUCCUGCCGAUUUUUUUGUUGUCACGACUGGUGCGCGGGUGCAACUUUACUCUGUCAAGUCCCGAAAACUUCUGAAGACGGUUACACGGUUCGACGAUAUUGCCUACAGUGGAGAAGCCCGAUACGAUGGACGAGUCCUUGCGGCAGGCGAUGAGACUGGUGCGAUCCAGGUGUUUGAUGUUAAUUCAAGAGCUAUUUUGAAGACCUGGAAAGAACAGAAACAACCAGUGCGCACGGUUCGAUGGAGUCCUAAGGAGACCACGUCGUUGAUGAGCUGCGGAGACGACAGAACGGUUCGACUGUGGGAUCUUCCAAGCGAGAGUAGCGUCGAGACCUUUCGCGGCCACCAGGACUACGUGCGGACGGGUGCGUUUCUACCAGGACAGUCGAGCCAUUUGUUUGUGUCGGGUAGUUAUGAUCAGACGAUCAGGCUCUGGGAUCCUCGCACGCCAAGUGCGGCGGUCAUGACAUUUAAACAUGUGGCCGCGGUUGAAGAUGUCUUAUGCAUGCCAUCUGGGACCACCAUCCUGGCGUCAGCCGAGAACCAGAUUGCAGUGCUGGAUAUCGUGGCAGGACGACCGUUGCAGAUGAUCAAAAACCACCAAAAAACAGUCACUUCGUUGUGCCUGGCAUCCAAUGGAUCAAGAGUGGUUAGUGGAGGCCUAGAUGGACAUCUGAAAGUCUUUGAAAUGACGGGGUGGAACGUUGUUGCUGGUUCCAAGUACCCCGCCGGCAUCCUUUCAACAUCGGUCGUUACGGCUGGAAACCCUCGAGAAGACACGCACGUUGUGGUGGGGAUGUCCACUGGUCAGCUCAGCAUCAGAACAAGACUCUCUGGGGAGCAAAAAGUAAAAGAGCGGGAAAGACAAAAACAAAUGGAAGCACUGAUUGCAGGGACGAUCGAAGAGUACGACAAGAAGCAGGCCAAAAAACGCCCAAGGGGACUCGAAAAGCGGCUCAGAGGGCGCGACUAUGCGGGCGAAGAUGCUGACAUCAUCGUCGAAGGAAAUGUGCGACCGAAACAGAAGAAGCUGACUCUGUGGGAAAAAGAACUGCACAAAGGCAGAUACCGGGAGGCGUUAGACAUUGCUCUGCAAGGUGCUGAUAGGCUCACGAUUGUCACCUUAUUGAACACUCUCCGCUAUCGAUCUGCACUGCGUGCUGCCCUCGAAGACCGCACCGAAUCAGAUCUCCAGCCCAUCUUGCACUGGAUAUGGAGGAACAUCUCCAGCACAGCAUUUGUUUCCCUGUGCGUGGAAGUCGCGAUGAACAUCAUGGACCUAUACUCAAAGCACCUCUCCGAAUCCGAGGAUCUCGCAAAGCACCUCAAAAAGCUACGGGACCGUGUCCACGAAGAGACCGAUCGAGCAGAGCAAGCUGGGAUAACCAGGGGAAUAAACCGCCCGAAGUCGACAUUGUGGAAUCUCGGCUAUAUUGCGCCACGGAACCUGAAGAGGCCCGGAACGGUCACUGUCGGUCUAAGGUUUCCCCGGAAGUUGCCGUGGUUCUCACUUUACAUUAUCUCAUAUGCGGGGCAUCUGAGGUCAAGGGUCUUCUGGGAUAAAAUCCUUCAACUUCUGUCAUUCCUCUACCAGUUGGCGACAAGAGAAACUCUCGAACUGGCAACAUGGCUCCUCAGACGAUCCGAUGGGGCAUUUUGGGCAAGUGAUGCCGUGUUCCGCGCCGAAGUGCAACUGGCUAACAAUGACUCAGCUACCGGAGGUAUUGCCAUUACAUUCACGAAAGACCUUCUGGUUGAUCCUGCAACUCGCGGUGUGCACGAUGUCAGACAUACCGUGGUUGCUGCAGCUAGUAGCUCCAGCACAUCCCGCGCACAGGAAUUCUUGAACGAGGUCAAGGCUCCGUCGACCGCCAAAGCGUAUGGAUCGUACGCGGAGCUUGUGCAGAACCCGGACAUCGACAUUGUGUAUAUAGCUACGCCUCAUUCCCAUCAUUACCAGAACGCAUUACUCUGCCUUGAGGCUGGCAAGAACGUCUUAUGCGAGAAAGCCUUCACUGUCAACGCCUCCCAAGCGAAGAAGCUCGUCCAGAAGGCAAGAGAGAAGAACCUGUUCCUGAUGGAGGCAGUGUGGACACGCUAUUUCCCCCUCUCUGUCUACGUACGUGAGGCAAUCAGCUCUGGGAGAUUGGGUUAUGUAGUCAGAGUAUUUGCCGACAAUUCUCGCGCUUCCGACCCGGAGAAGGUCUGGGCCGACGGCAAACACAGGAUGGUCAAUCCAGAUUUGGCGGGUGGCGCUCUUCUAGACCUGGGAAUCUACAGCCUCACGUGGGUCUUUCAGACUUUGUACACCACGCAAGCACCCGCGAGCCGCCAACCACCAAAGGUUGUUUCUAGUAUGGUUAAGUAUCCACCAACAGGCGUUGACGAGACGACCACCAUAAUACUUACGUUCCCUCGCGACCCCGAACAAGGUGGCGACAUGCACGCGGUGGCAACCACGGGAAUGCGCACAUCAAGUGACAUUGAUGGAAAGGGCACCUCUGGUCCUGCGGUCCGGAUUCAAGGCACAAAGGGCGAAAUACAAGUAUGGCCACCAGCAUACCGGCCAACGAAGACCAGGCUGAUCCUCACCGACGGUACCACGGAGGAUAAAGAAUGGACGCAACCUGGUCCAGGUAAAGGAAGUGGGUGGUUCAACGGUUUUGGAGAUGCAAUGAAUGCAGAGGGCGAGGGCCACGGAAUGUUUUGGGAGGCCGAUGAAGCCGGGAGAGCCAUUGUGGAUGGACGUACAGAGGGUAGGUAUGAAAGCUUGGAUGAAAGUGUGUUGAUCAUGGAGGUGAUGGAUGAGGUCCGACGGCAACAUGGCUUCAGCUAUCCCGAGAAGAUUGAGACGACCGAAAGAGUCGAACUAUGA
Messenger RNA from Fonsecaea nubica, 3048 nucleotides. RefSeq lists its product as hypothetical. The coding region runs from base 1 to 3048 and encodes 1015 amino acids. Gene Ontology annotation, molecular function: nucleotide binding; protein binding. Gene Ontology annotation, cellular component: nucleolus. The transcript has 2 exons. NCBI's taxonomy places the organism in Eukaryota, Fungi, Ascomycota, Eurotiomycetes, Chaetothyriales, Herpotrichiellaceae. The record is from RefSeq and is a predicted model, not a curated record. Gene Ontology annotation, biological process: positive regulation of transcription by RNA polymerase I; rRNA processing.